Messenger RNA from Ictidomys tridecemlineatus (thirteen-lined ground squirrel), 4538 nucleotides. RefSeq names its product WD repeat domain 37 (gene Wdr37). Gene Ontology annotation, molecular function: protein binding. The record is from RefSeq and is a predicted model, not a curated record. Lineage: Eukaryota; Metazoa; Chordata; Mammalia; Rodentia; Sciuridae.
UUUCAGAAGGAAACUGGGUGAGUCAUCUUCUGCAGAUAAGCUGAAAUAUUAAUAGUUCUAUCUCCAUCAGGCUCCCCUGCAGGCAAAUAACAAGACUACCACAGAGCGCUGCCAGUUAAGCGGUUAGCAGCAAAUUAGCGUAUAAAACGUUCUUAGAGGACAGAUGGAUUUGAAACCUGCCUGACCGUGGAUCCCCCCGGAACCCCUGCGCGCUUAUUGCAGGAGUGACCAGGAUACUACUUUUUAGAAGUAAUGCCCACAGAAAGCGGAAGUUGUUCAACUGCUCGCCAAGCAAAACAAAAGCGCAAAUCACAUAGCCUUUCCAUACGAAGAACUAACAGCUCGGAACAGGAGAGGACAGGACUACCAAGAGAAAUGCUGGAAGGACAGGAUUCUAAACUACCUUCCUCAGUUCGCACCACACUUCUGGAACUGUUUGGUCAAAUAGAAAGAGAAUUUGAAAACCUUUAUAUUGAAAACUUAGAAUUGCGUAGAGAAAUUGAUACUCUUAAUGAACGUUUAGCUGCUGAAGGACAAGCGAUUGAUGGAGCAGAACUGAGUAAGGGCCAGCUCAAAACAAAAGCCAGUCACAGUACCAGUCAGCUUUCUCAGAAACUAAAGACCACUUACAAGGCUUCAACCAGCAAGAUUGUCUCCAGCUUUAAGACUACCACAUCAAGGGCUGUCUGUCAGCUUGUAAAGGAGUAUAUCGGCCACAGGGAUGGUAUCUGGGAUGUCAGUGUUGCAAGGACACAGCCAGUGGUACUUGGGACUGCCUCUGCUGAUCACACAGCUUUGCUAUGGAGCAUAGAGACAGGGAAAUGCCUUGUCAAAUAUACAGGCCACGUGGGUUCAGUAAAUUCUAUAAAAUUUCAUCCCUCAGAGCAGUUGGCUCUAACUGCUUCUGGAGAUCAGACUGCUCACAUUUGGAGAUAUGUGGUACAGCUGCCGACACCUCAGCCUGUUGCCGACACUAGUCAACAAAUAUCUGGAGAAGACGAAAUAGAGUGCUCUGAUAAAGAUGAGCCUGAUAUCGAUGGAGACGUGUCUAGUGACUGCCCUACUAUUCGGGUUCCGCUGACAUCUCUUAAAAGCCACCAGGGAGUGGUCAUAGCUGCUGACUGGCUAGUUGGAGGGAAGCAGGCAGUGACAGCCUCGUGGGACAGAACAGCAAACCUGUACGAUGUUGAGACGUCUGAACUUGUUCAUUCUCUGACAGGGCAUGACCAGGAGUUAACUCACUGUUGUACACACCCCACUCAGCGGCUAGUGGUGACCUCCUCCCGUGACACGACCUUCCGUCUCUGGGAUUUCAGGGACCCUUCCAUUCACUCUGUGAAUGUUUUCCAAGGACACACGGAUACUGUAACCUCUGCCGUGUUCACUGUGGGAGACAACGUUGUUUCAGGCAGUGAUGACCGUACAGUGAAAGUCUGGGAUUUAAAAAACAUGAGAUCUCCAAUUGCAACUAUUCGCACAGACUCUGCCAUUAACAGGAUCAAUGUAUGUGUUGGCCAAAAAAUCAUAGCCCUCCCCCAUGACAAUCGACAAGUGCGAUUGUUUGAUAUGUCAGGAGUGCGACUAGCACGGCUUCCCCGGAGCAGUCGACAGGGCCACAGAAGAAUGGUAUGCUGCUCAGCAUGGAGUGAAGACCACCCCAUUUGCAACCUGUUCACCUGUGGGUUUGAUAGGCAAGCCAUCGGUUGGAACAUCAACAUUCCUGCAUUGUUACAAGAAAAAUAAGGUCAACUUAUUAGUUUGGUGGUUUGCCAUGGACCUUUGAUUCAUGCAGGCUUUUCUGCAUAUUAAUCAGCCAUUUUUUUGUGAGAGUUUCACCCUGAGAAGGGUGCUUUGUAUAUGUUCUUUUCACAUUGUGCCCAGCUUGCAUGAAAUGUACAGAAAAAUGUGUGAUCAUAUUUUUUAUUUUUGUCUCGUGUGUAUAUAUUGGCAUCCUCUGGUCAGUAGAAGUGAAGCUCACCUCCCAUGCAGUACAUAAAAUGCUUGUAAGUUGUUGACAUUUGACAGAUGAACAGUAGGGCAUUACAUUUGUGUGAAUUAAAUGUGAACCUAUGUACUUAGUGUGAGGCAUAAACAGUCUGUUACAUUUUCUGGAAUAAUUAUACAUAUCUACCUUGUACUGGGAGGAGUACAGAGCUGCAUUUGCAUUGGCUAAUGAGUGGUGGGAAUGAUCAAAGAUGGCAUAUCUACUUCUGUGUGAAGUUUUGGCAUGUCCUAUUGUGUAAUUCAAUUUCAAUUUUAAUUUUUAUUACAGUUCUGUAAAAAUAGCCUGGAUUUGCAACAUUCAGAGAGUUUCUUUUGAAAAGAAAAAGUUUCUGCUCUUUUUAUAGAAAAUCAUUUCAAUCGCCUGAGGUCUCAUACUAGCAAAUUCUAAAAUAUAAUGAUUCUAAUCACUGAUUUUAGAUAUUAAGCAAAAUUUAAAGCACUUUAGUUUAUAGCUGUAGUUAUAAACAGUUUUUAGAAGUUUCAAAUGACUUAUCCAUUGAAUGUGACUUGACCUUUUAUAAGAAGGCCCUGCUACCUGAAAACAGAAUCUUAUUUAUUUUCUACAUCAUUGAUUUGCAUAUAUCUAAAUGGGUUCACUUCCUUGGUGGUAUUUGAGAGCCAACAAUGCAAAUAAAUGAGUACUACCUCAAAAAUAAAUAUUUGGAAAACUUUGGAGUCUUAAUGUUGCCUAGCUAAAGCACUUUUUGAUUCAUAGCUGGAAUACUGAAUUAAAUUUAGAAGGCAAGAAAGACAAUCCUACCAAAUGUAUCCUGAAGGUAAAAGGUUUUUCAGUUAGGCUAAUAGGAUGAUAACCAUAACAAAUAGUUCAAAGGUAACAAGAUGCUUUUGUCUUGAGUAGCUGGGAUACCUCUCAGUGCCAAUCCUACUACUGCACGAGUGAGCCUGUUAUCCUUGCCUUCUUAAAAAUUACUGUUCAUCUGAUAUUUGUUAAGUUUAUGUUUCUUAUUGAGUUACAGUUUUAAUAAAGAGACAUCUCAGUUACUGCCCCUCACAUUUUUAAUCCUUUACAUACAGCCCUUUGGAGGCUAAUCACUUGGAGGGCACAGGAAGAUAGUAUUUAAAACUCUCAUGGAGAUAGUUCUCUCCCCCAAUUUCUUGUGUUUCCCCCUGUUUUGUGGUAAUGUAGGAGGACACCUGAACUGGCAAUGGAUAGGUAGCCAUUUGGCAAGAUAUAGUACAUAGGAUGCUCAGGUGUCCUUUGGUGGAGCUUACUAACAGUGAGGAACACCUCAUUGUUGGCACCUUUUACUUGGGUCCUACAGGAGCUGAUCUUAGGAACUUCAUAGCUGAAUCAUUUAGAGUAAUUCUGAAAUGACUAACAGCUAGGAAGGAAUGACCCAAGAAUAACCAGUAAUUAAGGGGCAAACUACAAACGUUUUAGAAUGAUUUGAGUUUUUAAGCCAAACUGUUUAAAGUCCAACAUGUUCUGAUCACAAGUCUGACGACAGUGUUUUUGAGAACUGAAGUCAGGCUGUUCAUUGUGGUUGGUUAGAAUUUCAAGUUCCACCUUGUGCUGUCCUGAGUGUAUUCUGCUUGAUGGAGUACUGCAACAAAAUAUUCACUGUGGCCUAAUUUUACCUUACAGUGAGAGAUCCCCUCUCACAUCUGCUUAUGCAAGGGCAUUGAUGAGCUGCACAGGCUGUGUUCUUGGGUUUCUUAUAUUUUAGUUUGCAAAUCUAGAUUUCUAAGAAUGAUAGUUAGAAACCAUGAAAAAUGUACACAAAUAACUAAAUCAAAUUUAAGAUGCAGUCUUUGCUAGACGAAAAAGAUUUGAAGCUUUUAAAAAUAUAUAUGUAUAAUGUCCACCUAGUUCUAUGGAGACUAGUGACCUUCACUGCCAGUAGCUGCUCACCUCUUGUUAAGUGGAGGAACCAGCCUCUAACAUCAGAAAUGAGGCUCCUCACUCAUUUUCAUGAGGGCAGAAGACCCUAAUGGUGCUUGAGCAGAGUUCUCAGGAGCAGGAUGUGACUUACUGUUAACUACUGUGUCAUCUUCUAACGUGAUCUCAUCCUACUGCUGCUGUGGCCACAAGUGUUAUUUUCAAGGAGUGGGGGGUGGUUAAUAUGUGCGUGUGUGUGUGUGUGCGCGUGCUCAUGUGGCUGAAAUUAAGUUGUGUUAUCAGCCACAUGGGAUCUCAUUUGAAAUAGUGUUUGGAAAUAGGAACACUAUUAUGUGCUGAUGUGUCCAGGAUUUCAUUUAAUAAUGGAAGGAAAAUAUGUGUGUUGAUACAAAAAAUCAUAAGAGAUUUGUUGUUGGAUAAAGCAACAUUCUUUUUCUCAAUCACUGCACAUAAGUUUCUGUAGAGUCAAAAGUUUGUACAUAUUUUGGAAUCUGAAGAUUAUGUAAAUCAUUUGUUACUUAAGUCUGUGAAAACAAGUUUCUUUGGAGGAAAAAGUAUGCAUUUGUAAGUGUUCUGUGGAAUCAUUUAUUUUUAUUGUAUCAAUGUAAUUGUUUUUAAAUGUUCAGUGUCUACAUUGCAAUAUGAAAUUCAUUAAAACAUCCAUGUUCCAUAA